Microdochium trichocladiopsis is the source of this 840-nucleotide messenger RNA. RefSeq names its product prolyl aminopeptidase-like protein. The transcript has a single exon. Lineage: Eukaryota; Fungi; Ascomycota; Sordariomycetes; Xylariales; Microdochiaceae. The record is from RefSeq and is a predicted model, not a curated record. The coding region runs from base 1 to 840 and encodes 279 amino acids.
AUGACCUCGAAGCCAUCGAUAGUCUUCGUGCCUGGUGCUUGGCACGCGCCUCACUACUGGGACAAGGUCAUCGCUUACCUGACCCAGCAAGGCUACAGUUGCUCGACCGUCACAUUGCCAUCGACCCUCGAAAACCCUGACUCAGGUUUACUCGAAGACAUUACUGCAGCGCGCGCAGUCAUUACCAAAGAGACGGCAAAGGGACAAGAUGUGGUCGUUGUGGCCCAUUCGUACGGUGGCGCUGUUGGGGCUAGCGCCAUCAAGGGUCUUUCAAAGACACCAGACCUUCACUCCGACGAUGGCGAUUCCAGGCCCAGAACCAGCAGCGCUACAAACGUGGAGAAGAAUGCUACCACGCAGGGCCACGUCGUGAGCUUCGUGCUCGUCGCCAGCGGCCUUGUGAGGACGGGGCUCAGUUUUAUCGGUCACGUACCUGGCGGUACGCCUCCACCACAGUGGCGCGUCAACCUCGAGACUGGAUUUGCCGAAAUCACCCUCGACGCCGAGGGGAUUCGCGAGUUCUUCUACCACGACCUCUCAGAAGACGAGGGCAGGUUCUGGGUCUCGCAGCUGAAACCACAUGCAUUGAGGUCAGUGACCGAGGGCGGCGAGCACAUGUAUUCGGGCUGGAAGGAUGUGCCCUGCUGGAUGCUUGUCUGUACCGAGGACAGGGCAAUGCCGAUGGAGCUACUGCGGAUGAUGGUCAAGAACGGCCAGGACGAAGGGGCGGCGAUCACGCUCCGCGAGGCUUCCAGCAGCCACUCACCUAUGCUCAGCAUUCCAGACGUUGUAUCUGGGCUGAUUGUGGAGGCAGCCCAAGAGGCGCGGUCUUCAUCAUGA